UAAAAAGUACCACCGGUAGCCGCUAAUUGACAAGAAUGACAUACGAAAUGUCAUUUAACGUAUAUCUCUAACGUCACCCCCCGCUAUCUUACGGACGAUAGACAUAAGAAAAACGAUAACGUUACGCAUGCGCAGAAGUUGUAAAUUUGUCUAUCUUUUUCCCUCCGAAACUGGUUCAUUUCAUUUGACAUUUGAUUAUGACAUUGACAAACUGACAAACCCAUAACAUAACCUUAUUUUUUAAUAAAAACAAGAUAGAAACUAUGAAAGCUUUAAGAUAAAAACCAAUAAAAACCAUGGCUAACAGUGUAUUAGCAAACUUUAAAAGAAACAGAGUGCGAUUUACCGAAGAAGAUGAUCAAAUGCUCCUUACAGAAAUUAUUGAAAACAACCCCUAUGUUGAUCCUUCAAAAUAGAAUGUAAUACACAAUAAUUUUUGUCAAGCUACCAACAGGAAUAUAAGUUUAAGAGGAGUGAGAGAACAUGUGCAGUAUAUUAUAAAGAAUUUUGAAAAGAAAGACAGGGAAAAUAGAGCUCGAUCUGGAAUUGAAGAACCACACAACGCAUUAGAUCAACUGUUGCAGGCCGUUUUGGAACUGAUUAAUAGUAUUGUAAAAAAAAAGAAACAUUAAAAAAUGAGAGCAGGUCAUCAGAGACAGCAAAAAUGUUGAGAGCGAGCUUAGCCAAAAAAGUUUUUCAAUCUGACCCCGAGCUGGUGGUCUCAGAAUCAUCUUUAAUAAAUCCUGAGAUAAAUCCAUUGUUUGAGUUUGAUGGGGACAAUUCCAAUAUCGAAUAUAUAUAUGAAGGUACCAAUGCCGAUAUUGCAAUUAUUCAAGAUGAGCCAACAAAUAAAGAAACCUUGAAAGAAACUGCAAAAGAGGCUCAAUCAAACAUAGAAGGCCCUACCAGAAUCAGAAAAAAUAGACAAGCCCAAAAAAAUUUAAAAAAAACAACAUUACAAUAUUUGGAGGAGAAAAAAAACGAUAAACUAAAAGUGAGAAUGAGAGAACUAGAAAACGAGGAAAAAAGACAGAAAAUUGAAUCUCAGAAACUGGAACUGGAACGAGAACGGCUGGCUUUCGAAAAAGAAAAGUUUCUUAUGGAAAAAGAGGAAAGACAAUCUUUAAUGGGUCUAUUAAAAACUCAGCAAGUAUUUAUUAAUAACAUGCUGCAAAAACAAUUUCUUAACGUUUUGUAGCAAGUAUAUUUCUCCUUUUCAGUUACCUACAUUACCUUGCAUUUUUAUAGUACUCAGUAGGUACUAAAAGUAUUCGUUGAUCUUGUCUUUGCCUCUUUUUACUCCACUACCAUUUAUCAAAGUGACAAAAAUUAUUGGUGUAUUAUAAUAUCCAUUGGUAGGUAUUAAUAUAGGGUUUGUUUUCUUGUUUGUUUUCCAUGUGACAAAUUGUGUUUUUGUUUAAUGUUUAAAAUAUAUGAAAAGUUUUGUUCUGAAAGUUUAUUUAGGUUUAGUUUAGAAUUAACCAUGUUUGCUAGACUGUCUGUUUUGUUUGAUUUACAAUUUUUUAGACGUUUACUACAUCGAUAAAUAAAAAUAAACAUUACCUGAGUGUCUUAAAUUUUU
Molecule: messenger RNA, 1582 nt
Organism: Sitophilus oryzae (rice weevil)
Lineage: Eukaryota; Metazoa; Arthropoda; Insecta; Coleoptera; Curculionidae
Exons: 4
Coding region: 665-1198 (177 amino acids)
Source: RefSeq, a predicted model, not a curated record